AUGAAUGACUGUUUUCAGUGUCCAGAAGAUUAUUAUCCAAGCAAUAAUCAAGAUAAAUGCCUUCUAAAAUAUGCAAGUUAUCUUUCUUAUGAGGAAAUGUUGGGAAUGAGCUUGGCGACAGUGGCUCUUGUGCUUUCCCUCACCACAGCGUCUGUGCUAGGAAUCUUCCUGAAGUACCACAACACUCCCAUCAUCAAGGCCAACAACCGCAGCCUCUCCUACACCCUCAUCUCUCUCCUCCUCUCCUUCCUUUGUUCUCUGCUUUUCAUUGGUCAACCCAUGAUGGUGACCUGUCUGCUUCGACAGACUGCUUUUGGGAUCAUCUUCUCAGUGGCUGUUUCUUGUAUGUUGGCUAAAACCAUCACUGUGAUUCUUGCUUUCAUGGCCACCAAGCCAGGAUCAAGGAUGAGGAAAUGGGUUGGGAAAAGACUAGCCCUUUCCAUUGUUCUUUCCUCUUCCUUUAUUCAAACUGUUCUCUGUGCUGUGUGGCUGGCAACCUCCCCUCCCUUUCCAGAUGUUGACAUGCUCUCCAUUUAUAGUGAGAUAAUUCUGGAAUGUAAUGAAGGGUCAGUUACAAUGUUUUACUCUGUUUUAGGUUUUAUGGGCUUCCUGGCUUUCAUCAGUUUUAUUGCAGCCUUCCUAGCUAGGAAGCUACCAGAUGCUUUCCAGGAAACCAAAUCCAUCACUUUCAGCAUGCUGGUCUUUUGCAGUGUCUGGUUGUCCUUUGUUCCUGCCUACAUGAGCAGCAAAGGAAAAUACAUGGUGGCCGUGGAGAUCUUUGCCAUCUUGGCCUCCAGUGCUGGGUUACCGGCUUGUGUCUUUUUCCCCAAAUGCUACAUUAUAAUGCCAGGAGAACUCAUUAUUGGUGGUAUAAUUUCUCAGUUCUUCAUUAUGUCUGAUGAGAUCAAAUUCACAAGGCAUCCUUCUCAGGACAUGUUCAAUGACUUAAUGUUACUGACUCAGGCCUACCAGCAUGUCUUAGCUUUGGUGUUUGCUGUAAAGGAGAUUAAUGCAAACCACAAGAUCUUAACCAAUGUCACCCUAGGCUUCAAUAUUUAUAACAAUUACUUUAGUCCACGAUAUACCUAUGCAGCCACAAUGGAGCUGCUCUCUACAACAAGCAGAUUCAUCCCUAAUUAUAAAUGUGACCUCCAGAACAAUCUGGUGGCUGUUAUUGGAGGACCAAACUCUGAUGAGUUCCUGGACAUGUCAACAAUCCUGACAAAUUACAAAAUUGCACAACUUGCAUACAGCUCUAACCCAGAGAUGGAUUCUCAAACCCAGGCUGUUUUCUUCCACUGGAUGUUCCCAAAUGCAAUUCAUCAGUACAAAGGGAUCCUCCAUCUUUUGCUGCAUUUUGGAUGGACCUGGAUUGGGGUGUUCUAUACUGAUACUGGCAAUGCAGAAGUGGUUUUCAUAAGAAAUGUGAUCCCUAUGCUUUCCAUGAAUGGUAUUUGCUUUGAUUUCAUAAGAAAUUUGGUUGGUGGGAUGCUCAGUGACAUUGAUAAAGUAGAGGAAGCAGCAUGUGAAGCAUUAAGAUUUGCCUUGACCCGUACAACCAAUACUGUCAUCUUUAAUGGAGAAUUUCAGAGUAUGUUAAGUUUAAGGAUAUUCCUCAAGGUUUCUGAAAUUGAGGACAUUCCAGAAUAUUCCAAAGUUUGGAUUAUGACAGCAGAUGUUGAUUUCACAUCUCUUCCCUUGCAGAGGAAUUGGGGCUUAAGCUUUAUUCAUGGAUCUUUAUCCUUGGCAGUUACAUCAAAAAGUAUUUCUGGAUUCCAUCAAUUUCUUCAAAUGAGAAACCCUACUCUGGAGGCAGAAGAUGGUUCCCUGAGAGAAAUCUGGCAACAGAUAUUUAAUUGCUUCUUCCCUGAUUUUUCCACUGAUAUGAAGAGUGAGAACAUCUGCACUGGGAAGGAGCAACUAGAGACUCUCCCUAUGACUGUGUUUGAAAUGAGGUUGACGGCUCACAGUUACAGUGUCUACAAUGCUGUCUAUGCCAUUGCACAUGCUUUGCAUGCCAUGUACUGUUCUAUGGGAAACCAAAGAUCAGUUAUGAAUAGAAGGAGACAGAAGCUUAAUCAACAGUCAUGGAAGAUUCACCACUUCCUUAGAAGUGUGUCAUUUAAUGACAGCAGUGGAGAAGCUAUUUGUUUUGACCAAAAUGGAGAAUUAGUAGCUCGAUUUGAUAUUAUCAACUGGGUCACAUUCCCAAAUGAGUCUUUUCUUCGGGUCAAAAUUGGAAGGAUUGAGCCACAGGGAUCAUCAGACCAGCGGUUGAGACUUUUUGAGAAGAACAUUGUCUGGCCCACUCAAUUUAACCAGCCCUUUUCUGAUUUUCUGCACAUGACAUCAAAUGCUUCUUCCAUACAUGGACAGACACAGCCACUUUCGUUGUGCAAUGCAAAAUGCCACUCAGGUUUCAGAAAGAGCAAGAAAGAGAACAAACCCUUUUGCUGCUAUGAUUGUACUCCAUGUUCAGAAGGGAAGAUCUCAAACCAGACAGACAUGGAUGAUUGUUUUCAGUGCCCAGAUGAUCGCUAUCCAAAUAAAGACCUUGACUCAUGUAUUCCCAAACAUGUAACUUACCUCUCCUAUGAAGAAAAAUUGGGCACCAGCUUCACUACACUGGCUCUUGUGCUGUCUUUCAUCACAAUUUCUGUACUGGGAAUCUUCAGGAAGUACCAUGACACUCCCAUUGUCAAGGCCAACAACCGCAGCCUGUCCUACACCCUCCUCAUUUCCCUCCUACUCUCCUUCCUUUGUUCCCUGCUUUUCAUCGGUCGACCCAUGAAGGUGACCUGUCUCCUUCGACAGACUGCUUUUGGGAUCAUCUUCUCAGUGGCGGUUUCUUGUAUGUUGGCCAAAACUAUCACUGUGGUCCUGGCUUUCAUGGCCACCAAACCAGGAUCAAGGAUGAGGACAUGGGUUGGGAAAAGACUGGCCCUUUCCAUUGUGCUCUCCUGCUCCCUUACUCAAACUCUUCUCUGUAUAGUCUGGCUUUCCACCUUUCCCCCCUUCCCAAAUGUUGACAUGAACUCUCUAAACAGUGAAACCAUUUUGGAAUGUAAUGAGGGAUCUGUUGCAAUGUUUUAUUGCAUCUUGAGCUUCAUGGGCUUCCUGGCUCUGGUCAGUUUUCUUGUAGCUUUCCUAGCCAGGAAUCUACCAGAUACUUUCCAAGAAACCAAAUCCAUCACGUUCAGCAUGCUGGUCUUUUGCAGUGUCUGGUUGUCCUUCAUACCGGCCUACUUAAGCAGCAAAGGAAAGUACCUGGUGGCUGUAGAGAUCUUUGCCAUCUUGGCCUCCAGUGGGGGACUAUUGGUUUGUGUCUUUUUCCCCAAAUGCUGUAUAAUUUUGCUAAGGCCUGAUCUGAAUACAAAGGAACAUCUGAUAAAAAGAAUCAGUUAA
Molecule: messenger RNA, 3405 nt
Organism: Candoia aspera
Lineage: Eukaryota; Metazoa; Chordata; Lepidosauria; Squamata; Candoiidae
Product: vomeronasal type-2 receptor 26-like
Exons: 7
Coding region: 1-3405 (1134 amino acids)
Biological process (GO): G protein-coupled receptor signaling pathway
Cellular component (GO): plasma membrane
Molecular function (GO): G protein-coupled receptor activity
Source: RefSeq, a predicted model, not a curated record